GGAAAACAAAUCUAAAGGACAAGAACUUGCAAUUUUUAAAAUCAGUAUCUCAUGAUUGUUUGGGUGUGACAGGGUAUGUCUGGAGAAUCUGGCACUAAAGGACAGGUGAGUUGUGUAUGAUCAUGUGUUAAGUAAAUAUACACUUCAUGCACUUGUAUGUGUUUGCAGCACAGAGUGAGGAGACCUUGGACAUAAUGGUCCAACAUGGAGACUCUGGGAAGCCAGGUGAUGUAGGACCCCCUGGACUGCCUGGUCCUCGGGGGUUGAACGGCAUGAGCGGUGUGCAUGGCAGGCCGGGUAUUGAGGGUCCACCGGGACAAGAUAUAUCUGACCAGCAUAUUAUUGAUGUGGUAUAAAGAAUGUUGCAAGAGAGGCUGGCAGCAGUAGCAGUGAGCACUACAAGGGCUACGCCGUUGAACAACCGGCUAUUCUGGUCCUCCGUGAUUAAUGGUUCCACAAGGACCACAUGGUUUGCCUGGUUCCCGAAGAAUUCCUGGAACGAUGGGAGCUGACAGACGGAUUGGAAACACAGGUCUUAAAGACUUUGCAAGGCCUCAGCUUCUGCCCGUGUGAGAUUGGGCGCAACCGCGAGGGCGCAACCCGAGAGGAGCGAUGGGUGCUCGUCCGCCGAGACCAGCGCGUGGACCUCCGGCGGCAGAAGACCAGGUCAAAUUUGACCUGGUGGUGCCACUCGGAACUGAGGCUGGUGGACGGAACGAAGCUGAGGCCUUUGUCGAGGAGGGAGCGCUGCGACGAGGAUGGCCUCUGCGUGGCGGAAGUUGGCCCCCGGGUAGCUGUCCAUCUGGAGGUCCUGGAGACCAGUGGAUGGAAGGAGACUGAUAUUGGAGUCCCCGAUCACCAGGACCUUCCUAUGAACAGACAGAAAAGAACGAGGACCAGCUAGCCCGCGCCUCCGGAGCGGAAGUGUCCGGAACGGGCGUGACUGGAGGAGGAGUGUCUACAAGAGGCACGUCCGGCAGAGGUGCGUCCGGGAGGGGCGCGUCCAGGAGUGAGGAAGUCGGCGUAGGUGGUCUCGGUUGGUCAGAACCAAGUUGGGACCAACUUGGAGGCGUGUCCAGGGGCAGCUGGGACCACCCUGGGUGCACUACCGGGGGUGACGCCGGCUGCUCAGGUAGCGGUGGCGCCUCGGAAAGCGCAGGGGGGACCCCGACCUCGGUCUCGACACGCCCAGACGGCCCGGGUGGCGGGACCAGGGGAGCCUGAGCAAUGGAGUAGUCAGGAGGACUACUACUGGGCUCCAGGGGGCGUGUCGCUCUCUGGGGCCUGGAUGGUGCUGCAGCCAGAGAGGAAGGUGACAACGCCGGGAAGGGGACCGGGGUGACCUGUCCCCGAGGACCCGGAACAUGUUCCACCACCGGGGACCAAUCUCCGCCCAUAGGGUCGGUCAUAGUGGAGACCGUGGCGCGUGCAGGAGCGUGCUGGGUUGGAACCGGCAGGGUCCGCGAGGGUUGCACCGGGGGGUGCACUGCAUCCACCACCAUUCGGGUGCUGGACGGGUCCAAGCGGACUGGUGACCCCGUCUGCUGCGAUCGUGCGGGACUACCCCCCUCGUCCCCGGCACGAGCGUCGACACAGAUCGAGAUAACCAGACCCUCGGCCAGCCGAAGUGUCUCGGCAGUCAAUCUGCGUCCCAGGUGUGUCUUGGCCCACGCCGAGGCCACCUGGAACGGGUCCUGCCAGUUUUGUCCAAUAAAGACACUCAAUUUACUAA
Messenger RNA from Nerophis ophidion (straightnose pipefish), 1732 nucleotides. RefSeq names its product collagen alpha-2(IX) chain-like. The coding region runs from base 467 to 904 and encodes 145 amino acids. The transcript has 8 exons. The record is from RefSeq and is a predicted model, not a curated record. Lineage: Eukaryota; Metazoa; Chordata; Actinopteri; Syngnathiformes; Syngnathidae.